Molecule: messenger RNA, 1506 nt
Organism: Leptonychotes weddellii (Weddell seal)
Lineage: Eukaryota; Metazoa; Chordata; Mammalia; Carnivora; Phocidae
Source: RefSeq, a predicted model, not a curated record
UUACAGGAACUGGAGAAGAUAGAAGCUGAUACAGAGUAUCUGUAGCUCCCCAGUGCCCAGAGCCUCACGCCCCUCUUCUCUGAAUUGUCAGUGGUGCAUUCUCGGGAUGUUUUGUCUGUACUCCAUUUCCUAGGUUUAACAGAGGAAGAAAUCCGAAACUGUGUCCGGAUUGAAACAAAGAAACGCAGGUUUGGUUUUAAGAAAACAAAAGUGGAACACCGGUGUACCACUAACAAGAUGUCUGAGAAAUACGAAGGUUCGGUUUUGCAGGGAGCAGAGAAAUCCAUAUCCCUGACUCGAGGCGGGAGGAGUAAGUACGCCGCCGCCUUGGUGUGGGAGAAGGGGAACUCUGGUCCUGCGGAGAAGGAAUUUUCCGAGUGGUUAGAAUCAGUAAAGGAGAAUCCUGCUGUGAUUGACUUUGAGCUUGCUCCCAUCACGAACUUGGUGAGAAACAUCCCCUGUGCGGUGACAAGACGGAGCAACCUCAGGAAAGCUUUUCGAGACUACGCGGCCAGGUUUGACCCUUGCCGGUGCGCUCCGUGCCCUAAUAAUGGCCGCGCCACGCUCUCGGGGACCGAGUGUCUGUGUGUUUGCCAGAGCGGCACCUACGGAGACAACUGUGAGAGACGCUCGCCGGACUAUAAAUCCAAUGCGGUGGAUGGGAGCUGGAGCUGCUGGUCUUCCUGGAGCACGUGUGAUGUUACUUAUAGGAGAUCCAGAACCCGAGAAUGCAACAACCCUGCCCCCCAGCAAGGAGGGAAACCCUGUGAGGGCGAGAAGCGGCAAGAGGAGCACUGCACGUUUUCAAUCAUGGAGAACGAUGGACAGCCAUGUGUCAGUGAUGAUGAAGAAGUGAGAGAAAUAGACCUCCCUGAGACAGAAUCAGAUUCCGGGUGUCCUCGGCCAGUUCCUCCGGAAAAUGGAUUUAUCCGGAAUGAGAAGAAACUGUACUCAGUUGGGGAAGAAGUUGAAAUCUCAUGCUUUACUGGAUUCACAACUAUUGGAUACCAGUACUUCAGAUGUUUACCAGACAGGACCUGGAGGCGAGGAGAUGUGGAAUGCCAACAGACCCAGUGCCUCAAGCCGGUUGUGCAGGAAGUUCUAACGAUCUCACCAUUUCAGAGAUUAUACGGAAUUGGUGAAUCCAUUGAGCUAACCUGCCCCAGAGGCUUUGCUGUUGCUGGGCCAUCAAGGUACACAUGCAGUGAGGACUCCUGGACACCGCCCAUUUCAAACUCACUCACCUGUGAGAAAGGUGAGUAGCAGCUCAGGAUUCUGGGGUCUGUUAAGAUGGUGCCCCCCAAGAUUGGUGGCAUAGCAUUCACAGUGGUGCUAUUUCCUGAGUGUGUUUUGGGAGGAGAAAGCAGAAGAUUCCACUACGGGCUGGGUUUUAUAUUUCAACCUGUGUCAUGAUGAGGUCAGACAGCAAAUAAGAAGUUAUUGGUCAGGUAGAUACCUUCAAACUUUAGAGAGUGAGGUCAAUUUUCUUUUCUAAUAGAUGCUUCA